AUGUGGAGAGCUGGCAGCAUGUCAGCCGAGCUGAGAUACGGGUUCACGAUACGGGCGGUGAACGAGCGCGUCCAGCAGAAUAUGGCACAGAAGCCGCGGGAUCUCCCAGCCAUCCAACCCGGGCUAGUAGUGGUAAGAAUUAAACCUGCAGACAUGGUGAUUGAGGCCUGUGGCCAUAGCCAGCGUACUGUUGGAGAGAACUAUGUUCAGGAACGACUAGAAAAAGCACCAAACCCUGCAAUCCUAUCUUCCUGUCCUGAGAUCAUGGGCCAUUUACAGAAACAGAAUGUCAACAAAUUAAUAACUGUCCCCAACCUCUUCAUGCUGGGAACCGUGGACUCUGUGAAGCUGGCAGACAAGGUGAGCAGUUCCCGGCAGAAGAAAGGUUCUCCUGAACGGCUUAAACUGGUGGUCCAGACUAACACCCGCGGAGAGGAGAGGAAACACGGCCUUCCGUCUUCAGAGACCAUAGCUGUGGUGGAGCACAUAAAGACCAGAUGUCCCAGCCUGGAGUUUGUGGGGCUCAUGACCACAGCAAGCUUUGGACAUGAUCUUAGUCAAAAACCAAACCCAGACUUCCAGACGUUACUGCGCCUGCGGCAGGAGCUGUAUGGAAAGCUGAGCAUGCCUGUGGACCAGGCAGAGCCGAGCACGGGCAUGUCCGUGGACUUGCGGCAUGCUAUUGAAGCGGGAUCCACAAACGUCCGGGUAGGAAGCACCAUUUUUGGAGAGUGGGAUUGCUCCAAGAAACCCACCCAACACAAGACUACAACAGACCCGAAGGCCUCAGUGCCAGUGGCAUAA
Molecule: messenger RNA, 804 nt
Organism: Arvicola amphibius (Eurasian water vole)
Lineage: Eukaryota; Metazoa; Chordata; Mammalia; Rodentia; Cricetidae
Product: pyridoxal phosphate homeostasis protein-like
Exons: 1
Coding region: 1-804 (267 amino acids)
Cellular component (GO): intracellular anatomical structure
Molecular function (GO): pyridoxal phosphate binding
Source: RefSeq, a predicted model, not a curated record